CUCUUACGACCCCUAUUAAUUCGAUCAUUACGUGAGCUUUUUAAAUUUGAUUUUACCAAAAAGCUUUGUCACUGCACAUUGUCCGUUUCUUUAAGAACUGUGAUCGACAAUAUUCUCUCGGAGAUUCCAGAGGCCUUGAAACCCAAGAUGGGUCAACACUCAGAGGAUAUGUUGUCCAACCAGAUGCUUUGCGGCAUUCCUGAGGUUGACCUCGGUGUGGAGUCCAAGAUGCGAAACAUCGAGGCUACGGAGGAGGCUAAACAGCGGCUGUUGAAAGAGCGUCUCACCCAGCGCCAGAAAAAAUCCACAGACGACCUGGCUCCUUUCAACAUGUCUGUCAACUUUGUCCAGCAUAGUCGAUGGAGUAAGUCUCUUCUUGGUUAUGCCUUAUCAGUAGCGUUUAUUUUUCAAGUUUAG
Hydatigera taeniaeformis is the source of this 417-nucleotide messenger RNA. The record is from the annotation of a GenBank genome assembly. NCBI's taxonomy places the organism in Eukaryota, Metazoa, Platyhelminthes, Cestoda, Cyclophyllidea, Taeniidae.